Messenger RNA from Rhinopithecus roxellana (golden snub-nosed monkey), 616 nucleotides. RefSeq names its product coiled-coil domain-containing protein 170-like. Gene Ontology annotation, molecular function: microtubule binding. Gene Ontology annotation, biological process: microtubule cytoskeleton organization. The record is from RefSeq and is a predicted model, not a curated record. The annotation marks the transcript as partial. Gene Ontology annotation, cellular component: Golgi apparatus. Lineage: Eukaryota; Metazoa; Chordata; Mammalia; Primates; Cercopithecidae. The transcript is spliced from 2 exons.
AUUAAAACUUUGGAACAAACUAAAGCCAUUGAAGAUCUAAACAAAUCCAGAGACCAGCUGGAGAAGAUGAAGGAGAAAGCUGAGAAAAAGCUCAUGUCUGUCAAGUCAGAACUGGAUACCACAGAACAUGAGGCUAAGGAGAAUAAAGAAAGGGCCAGAAACAUAAUAGAAGUGGUAACCAGUGAAAUGAAGACACUAAAAAAAUCUUUGGAAGAAGCAGAAAAGAGAGAAAAGCAGCUGGCAGACUUCAGGGAGGUGGUGUCCCAGAUGCUAGGCUUGAACCUGACCAGCCUUGCUCUUCCUGAUUACGAAAUCGUCAAGUGUCUUGAAAGACUGAUCCAUUCACAUCAGCAUCACUUUGUUACCUGUGCCUGCCUCAAAGAUGUGACUACCGGGCAAGAUAGGCACCCACAAGGCCAUUUACCACUUCUUCAUUGAACACUGUGUCUCUUGAGAGAGGUGGCCAUAAGAUAUGGGACACAAUUCCCAAUUUUACAGAUUCCUCAUGUCUUUGAGAUUUGAUCAGUUUGUGAAUAUUUUAUGCUUUGAUGAUAUAGUGAGAAUGCAUCACUUGCAAGAACGAUCUCAAAAGUGUCAGCUUUAGAUAAACACUCAG